This is a messenger RNA of Nymphaea colorata (pocket water lily), 2341 nucleotides long. RefSeq lists its product as uncharacterized. Bases 416 to 2026 code for a protein of 536 amino acids. NCBI's taxonomy places the organism in Eukaryota, Viridiplantae, Streptophyta, Magnoliopsida, Nymphaeales, Nymphaeaceae. Gene Ontology annotation, molecular function: N6-(1,2-dicarboxyethyl)AMP AMP-lyase (fumarate-forming) activity. The record is from RefSeq and is a predicted model, not a curated record. Gene Ontology annotation, biological process: IMP biosynthetic process. The transcript has 11 exons.
GAAAACUGUACGGGCGGUGAAAUUUCAUCCGCCCAUAUCAUUUGUUUUAAUAAAAGAGAGCUUAUCCUCUCACGCCGCUUUUCACCGUCUCCUCCCUCGCAGUCGAGCUGAUUUUGACAACCUUCGGCACAGCACCAGGCAACCGUGCCUCGCCCAUCCGACAUCUUGGCGAGUCCUUCUGCUGCUCCUGCUGCUAUAUUAACAAGAGGAGGUGGAAGAAAGUGCGUCGUUUCGCGAGCUGUGUCCUCUUCGACUGUGGAGUUUCCUCUCAAUAGGGAGGAUACCGAGUAUGCAUUCUUGUGGAGGGAUCAUUGGUAUCCUGUGUCGCUGGUGGAGGACCUCGACGCUCACCUCCCCACGCCAUUCCAGCUACUUGGCAGGGAGAUAAUCCUUUGGAAGGAUAGAGAAGAACAUAAUGGAGCUUGGAGCUGGAGCCAUUCUAGGGAUGAACAAUACUGUUCAAGUGUGCAAUUGCACCACCAAAAUAAGUUGCUUUCAGGUGGUCCAUUUUCCAUCCUCAAGGGUUGGUUUCUUUAAGCCUAUAAGGCGCUGUCAAAGGCAUCAAAGUUUCAGAAUCUGUGCAAAAGAUGCAUCUAUAUCUGAAGCAGAGUUGAAGAAGGUGUCGCUUGCGCAUAAUGACAACCUUGGUUUAUCUAGCUUGACAGCAGUUUCUCCCUUGGAUGGGAGGUAUUCUGAGAAGGUUAAGGAGCUGCGCUUCUUUUUCAGUGAAUAUGGCCUCAUUCGAUACCGCGUGUUGGUUGAGGUCCGAUGGUUGCUGAAACUUUCUGAAAUACCUGAGGUCAUAGAGGUUCCCAACUUCAGUGAUGAGGCUAAACUUUUUCUGGAAAACUUGGUCUUGAAUUUUAGUCCAGAUGAUGCUUCAGAAGUGAAGAAGAUAGAGAAAGUUACUAACCAUGAUGUCAAGGCAGUAGAGUAUUUUCUAAAGGAAAAAUGCAGACCUCACGUCGAGGUUGGGAAGGUGCUCGAGUUUUUCCAUUUUGCAUGCACAUCUGAGGAUAUUAACAAUCUGGCCCAUGGGUUGAUGUUACGGGAUGCAGUUAAUCUUGUCAUGUUGCCUAUAAUGGAUGAGCUAAUAUAUGUCAUGUGUGACAUGGCUACAAAGACUUCCAAUAUUUCAAUGCUGUCCCGCACCCAUGGUCAGGCAGCUUCGCCAACUACUUUGGGGAAGGAAUUGGCAGUUUUCAGCUUUAGACUGAACAAUCAGAAGAAGUUGAUCGCCCAAGUAAAAUUGCUGGGGAAGUUUGCUGGUGCUGUUGGUAACUAUAAUGCCCAUCUUGUUGCUUAUCCUAAUAUUGAUUGGCCUAGAAUUGCAGAAGAGUUUGUGGAAUCUCUUGGAAUAAGCUUCAACCCAUAUGUUACACAAAUUGAACCACAUGAUUAUAUUGCAGAGCUUUUCCAUGCUAUUGUCAGGUUCAACAAUAUCUUGGUGGAUUUUGACCGAGAUAUUUGGGGAUAUAUAUCAUUAGGUUACUUUAAGCAGAUAACCAAAGCGGGUGAAGUUGGAUCUUCAACAAUGCCUCACAAGGUCAAUCCUAUUGAUUUUGAGAAUAGUGAAGGUAAUCUGGGUUUAGCUAAUGCUGUUCUCAACCAUCUGAGCAUGAAGCUGCCUAUUUCACGCUGGCAGCGAGAUUUAACUGAUUCAACAGUUCUAAGGAAUGUAGGAGUGGGAUUAGGGUAUUCUCUUCUUGCUUAUAAGAGCGCUCUCCAGGGUAUUAGGAAACUUCAGGUAAAUGAAACUCAGAUACUCAAGGAUUUGGAGCAGACAUAUGAGGUUCUUGCAGAACCAAUACAAACUGUGAUGAGGAGGUAUAAUAUUCCUGAGCCUUAUGAAAAGUUGAAGGAAAUGACAAGAGGGAGGACUGUUACACAGGAGAGCAUGCAAGAGUUUGUUAAGGGACUGGAGUUGCCAGAUGAACCCAAGUCUAUUCUUCUGAAUCUUUCUCCUCUCUCUUAUAUCGGUGCAGCAGAGGAGUUGGCAAAAUCUGUUCGUACUGCCAUGGAUUGAGCAAUAAUUCUGGGGUGUGAUAGUUCACAGUUGCCAUCUAUUUGAAACUCUACUCUUACGUUGAACCGAUCAGAUCCAUGCAUCAAUGAUAAUGCGGCUCGUGCAACUCCACUUAGUGGGAAAUCUACCAUCUCAAUUUUAAAGGGCGAAGUUUUGUCCCUUAGUGCGGCCACUUUUUUUCAUAUGUUUCAUAUAUUGAUGAGCACAUAGUGGAGGAGCUCUCCCUGUGUACAUCGUGCUUAUUUGGGCCAAAUGCUUCAUAAUUUAUUGUUGAAUAAUUGAAAGAUAUUUGGAAAGAAGAUUUUAAAAUCUUCA